AUGGCUGUUCAAGCAGCAGACCUCAUGGAUUCAGAGCCAACCUUGCGGAUUGGAACCGCUGUUUGCAGAGUACAAGCUCCGCUUGAAAAGGCGCUGGUCCCUGAAACCCAGUUCUUUCACAAUCCACAGCAAACUCUGGCACUGCACGAUAUGCUUCGCGACAUUGCAGCCUCUGAGCACCUGCUUUUGAUGGGCAACCAGGGCGUUGGCAAGAACAAGCUCAUCGACAAAAUGCUUAUGCUACUGCACCGGGAGCGUGAGUACAUCCAGCUACACCGCGACACAACUGUGGGCUCGCUUACCUUGGUGCCAAGCUUGCGCAAUGGCCUCUUGUGCUAUGACGACUCGCCUCUGGUGAAGGCCAUGAUCAACGGUCGAGUUCUUGUGAUCGAUGAAUUCGACAAGGCUCCCACGGAAGUCGUGCUAACUCUUAAAGGACUCCUGCAGGAUGGUGAGAUCCUCCUGGCAGAUGGCCGACGCUUUGUGCGACACCAGAACAUCCAUGAGGCCUUCCUCGUUGUGGCCUUAGCAAACCGCCCGGGAUUUCCGUUUUUGGGAAACGAUUUCUUCCGUGAGAUGGGGGACUGCUUUGCAUGCCAUGCCGUCCAGAACCCAGACCAGGCGUCAGAGGUCGCCAUGCUGCAGUCCUAUGCACCGCAGGUUCCGGUGGCGUUGUUGGAGAUGUUGUCUGCAUCUUUUAGUGAACUGCGACAAAUGGUCGAAGAUGGAAAGCUCUCAUACCCAUACUCAACCCGAGAACUAGUCAACAUCGUACGCCACUUAGCCGUGUAUCCAGAUGACUCCAUUGACAGUGUCAUGGAAAACGUCUUCGCCUUUGAUGCCUUCGAUGCACAGCUUCGACAAGUGGUCUUCAGCAUUUUCCGCCGUCAUGGGCUGCCUCUGGCGUCCGACUCUCAAGGCAUGGCCGUGGCUCAGCGACGCACGCGGGUUGCAGCUGCCGUGCAUCUCGGCCCACCUGAGAAGGUGGCCACCUUCCAGCGCUCUCAUAGCGAGCAGGCUCAACGAGCGACGCUGGAGAGCCCUUUGCUGGAAAGCUGGCGACGGUUUGAAGGUGGUUGGCUUCCAUUCCAGAGUAAGUCGUCGAGAUCAAGAGAGUUCUCAGAAGAGGAUCGCUGGUGGGCGCUGGGCUUCGUCACGACGGACGGUGUCGUCAUCAAAGGCAAGGACCCCAUCACCGGUUCUUGGCUGGGAGCGUUGCUGGGAAUGGCAUCUGUACAAGGGUGCUUGUGCAUCCUUAGUAGCCAGAUGGUUCUCCACGUUCAUGACGUGCAUCGUGAAGCUUGCUGUGAAAUCAGCUUGGCAGCCGGCAGCACGCUCAAGGAUCGUGCAUCUUAUGCAAUUGGUCGUUCGUUGCUUCCUGUGAGGGAUUCAAAGGGAGGCUGUGUCUGCACCUACGAUACGCGAAACGCUGCACAUCUGAGCAUCUGGCCUGCCGAUGGGGUCGUUUACAGCUUGAAAGUGCAGCCCCCAAGUUCGCCUCAAGAGGCAAAGAUUGUCUGUGCCGGGCUGUUGGCAGAUUUGCCUUUGGCGAUUUACCACGCGGAGUCUGGGAGCGAGCUUCUGCUCGUUCGCUGCGGCUCUUUCGACUCGGCUGCUUUUGCAGGAGUUGCAAGACUUGCUUUGGAUCUGCCCGCCAAGAUGGGUUUGCUGGCAGUCUACGUUCUCAGUCGCGAGCGCAUUCUACUCAGAUGUGCCGACUCGAGCGGGACAUUGCAGCUUUACGAGCUUGUUCUUCCGACAGGAGUGGCGGGCAACUGCGAAAACGAUGUUGAUUCGUACCUGGCAUCUUUGUCGUCUCUGGGGGCGCAUCUCCACUUCGCACGUUGGGAGCCCCAACUAGAGCCUCGCUUCUGGUCGCCAGUCCACCCUAGCGAGCUUUCUCUUCAGCCACACUUCGCUGGCCUUCCCCACGACCCGUCAGACUGCGACGCCGGCGACGCCAGCAUGCUUUCACAGGUAUUGUUGACCGAGGAUACGUACUGCAGCUUUGCAGUGGGUUUGAAUGUGGACGUGCCUGGCAAUGCUCACCCUAUCAUGGGAUACCGACGUUCUUCGACACUCUCCGAACUUCAGGAUGUUGUACAGGCAUCGACCAGUUUUCAGACCAGCCCGAGGCACUUUAUCUCGUGCUGGCACAGCGCUUCGAAAAGCCUGGUGUCAGUUUCGUGGCUGAGUGAUUCCAGGGGUCCUGUCUACUCGGUGGACCAGGGCUGUGUCUGGCUUGAGGUCGUGGAUGUCGCAAACGGGCAAAUGCGCCGCAUUGUCCUCGGCAAGGUUCCAGGUCUGGGCUUGGCUUCAAGGUCUUUGACAGGAGCCGGGACCGACAACUCUUUGGCAGAGCAGGGAAUGCUAUUGACAAGGCGAGGAGGUUCUGUGGCCGCAGCACCUCGCAAGCAAAUGGAAAUGCCCAGUUGCGUUGCAUGCUGCGAGAUGGAGGACGGGCGCUUGGCACUUCUUUUUGCAGACUCUCAUGUUCGCAUCCUGGAGAUUCGGAAAGGGCAGCUGGCAGUUCAGGAAGCGCUCCAUCGCAGCAUGCGCGGGGCCGGCGCCGAUGCCGACACCGAGAGCCUCGAGAGCGAGGGCCGAAGCCUUCCUGGCGAGUCGGAGGAUGACGAAGCUGAUGAUCUUGAUGUCGAAGACACUGAAGAGGGCGAGGAGACGGACGAAUCGAGUGUUGACGCCAGAUCAGCCUCCACACCAGGAAUGGUCGGAGGUUCAAGGGGCAAAGGUCGUGGGCGCUGCGGCAAGCGUGGAAAAGGUCGACUGGGACGUGGCCGUGGGGGCGGGGCGAGGCAACAGAGCUCCAAGGAUUCCAGUGGCGAUGCAAAAGCAGGAGCGGGAGCCGGGAAGGUCCUCCAGAAGGCCAGGGAGCGAGCAAUGCUCGCAGUCGGAAAAGAGAAGCUGGAGCUGGAGCUUGCUGACCUGGACAUUGCCAAGUAUGACGAGCUUUUCCGCACAGUGGAAAAGGAAGUGACGCAAUUGCGGGUGAUUCUCCAAGCGGUGGAAGCCAAAGAAAAGGAGAGGACCUGGCUGCGAGGAAAGACAGUAGGCGAACUGGACGACAGCAAGAUUGUGGAUUUUGCGAUUGGCGAGAAGACUGUUUUCAAGCACCGUGGUCAACGCGAGGACCCGUCUGUGGCGCAAGCCCUUCCAAAACGACUCUCAUUCGUGGUCGACGUCAGCGGUUCGAUGGCAGUUUUCAAUGGCGAUGGACGGCUUGAUCGGCUUUGCGCCUCCAUGGUGAUGGUCAUGGAGGGUUUGUUCGGGCUGGAGCACAAGUACCUGUAUGAGAUCGUCGGCCACAGUGGUGAGACGGAUUGGCUGCCAUUUGUCAGGAUGGGCAAACCUCCACGCAAUCGGGCAGAGCGCUUUGCCGUUGUUAGUGCCAUGGCAGACCAUGCUUCCUUCGCCCGCAGUGGGGACAACACACUUUCGGCUGGCAUCAGAGCAAUGACUGAAAUUGUCAAAGAACAGGCAGAUGACUACUUUGUUUUCCUGGUUUCAGAUGCGAAUCUCCGAGGCUAUGGCAUAUCGCCGCAGGAUUUAGCGUCAGCUUUGACAAACGACCGGAGGAUCAACGCUCAUGCUAUAUUCAUAGCAGAGCCAGACGCGGCACAAGAGAUGAAGUUGUCAAUGCCUGUGGGUCAUGCGCAUUUGGUGCUUGACACCGAAGGCUUGCCACUGCUUUUGAAGAACAUUUUCGCGAAAGCUGUGCUCACAGGCCUGUCGAGCAAGCUGCAAAAUCGAGCCUCCACGGAGUGUGAAGAUGACGUGGAGUUGAAGGUCUCCUUCAAGGAUUUAGAUGGAGCUUGUGAAGAGCUCAUCGAGUACGAGGUUGGAUCCUUUGUUUCCGCCAUGCCAUCGUCUGGAAGUAGGGCCCACUUCCAGCGGAAAUCUGGAUGGUGCAGGCGGUGCCGAGGACUGCUGUCGUCAGCGACAGCGUCAGAGGAAGUUGUGACAAUCAUGCGUGGCUACUUCUGGAAGUUCAAUACCGGAGUGGAGCUGUCGUCCGAAAGCCUUGGGAAGUUGGCGAACUGGCGCAGGCGGAUCUUCUGCCUGCAGCGAAAGUCCGCAACAACGGUCAUCACGUACCUUUCUGAGAAAGAAAAUGGCGUCCUGCAGCUGGCGUGCGUAGUCCAGGGUGCUCAUUUUCACAUCUGUCCAUGGCGGCAAACUUGCAGAGUGUCGAGGCUGCCAGGAGUGGAGCUGGAAGUGCCGGAGUCGAGCAGAGAAGAACUCUACGACUCGAUGCGGCAGUAUGAUGUCGCUUUUGCUGGAAAACCGAUGAGUUCCAGCUACGCCUCGCUCAUUCCUGAACGCUUGCAGGUACUGAGCUUCCGACGAUUGCAGGAUGCCAUGGAGCCCUCUUUGAUACUCGGGGCUCGUCCAGAUGCUCGAGUGAAGACUGGGCAGUGCCAUGAUGCUUUUUGCAGUGACAUACAAAUGGCAUUGGAGUGA
This is a messenger RNA of Symbiodinium necroappetens, 4479 nucleotides long. The record is from the annotation of a GenBank genome assembly. NCBI's taxonomy places the organism in Eukaryota, Dinophyceae, Suessiales, Symbiodiniaceae.